Messenger RNA from Andrographis paniculata, 1539 nucleotides. Its product is annotated as 3-ketoacyl-CoA synthase 4-like. The record is from RefSeq and is a predicted model, not a curated record. Gene Ontology annotation, biological process: fatty acid biosynthetic process. Lineage: Eukaryota; Viridiplantae; Streptophyta; Magnoliopsida; Lamiales; Acanthaceae. Bases 52 to 1539 code for a protein of 495 amino acids. Gene Ontology annotation, cellular component: membrane. Gene Ontology annotation, molecular function: acyltransferase activity, transferring groups other than amino-acyl groups. The transcript has a single exon.
AUUAACUCAGUAUAAUAAAGACUGACCUGUGCUGUCCUGUAUUGCAUAAUAAUGACAGCAACCGCCGGAGCUCCACGGCGGGGGUUCCUGCAAAAUUGUGUGGUGGAGGAGUUCUUGAAGCUAUGCGUGUUAUCUUUAAUGGCUUUUGUAUUGAUGUUGUUAGUGUAUAGUACCAAGUAUUAUGGAGAAUUUGAGAUUUUGUACCGUUUUCUGGAAGUUAAUCUCCCCGGAGUUGCGGUUGGCGCCACCGCCGGCGCGGCGGUGGUCGGAUUGAUUGUGUGCAUUGUGGCGCGACCUAGGGCGGUUUAUCUCGUCGACUAUGCGUGCUAUCGGCCGCCGGAUGAGCUCCAGGUGAAGUUCGGGAAGUUCAUGGAGCACUCGCGGUUGUUUGGGGAUUUCGACGAUUCGUCGCUGGAAUUUCAGCGGAAGAUUCUCGAACGUUCUGGAAUCGGAGAGGAGACCUACUUGCCUGAAGCGCUGCAUCGGCUGCCGCCGAAUCCGUCGAUGACGGCGGCGCGUGAGGAGGCAGAGCAGGUGAUGUUCGGCGUGGUGGAUAGUCUAUUCGCGGCGACCAGCGUCAAGCCGGAGGAGAUCGGAAUACUCGUGGUGAACUGCAGCCUUUUCAAUCCAGUUCCGUCGCUUUCCGCCAUGAUUGUGAACAGAUACAAGCUCCGACAGAGUGUGAGGAGCUUCAAUUUAGGAGGCAUGGGAUGCAGCGCCGGAGUAAUCGCCGUCGAUUUGGCAAAGGACAUGCUCCGAAUCCACCGGAAAACCUACGCCAUUGUUGUGAGCACCGAAAACAUCACUCAGAAUUGGUACUUCGGGAACCAGAAAUCGAAGCUAAUCCCUAACUGCCUUUUCCGCAUGGGAGGAUCCGCAAUUCUACUCUCGAAUCGGAGCUCCGACAAGCGGAGAUCCAAAUACCAGAUCCAACACGUGAUCCGAACCCACAUUGGAUCCGAACCCGACGCAUACCGCUGCGUGUACCAGGACGAAGACCAAAGAGGCAAAAUCGGAGUUUCUCUGUCAAAGGAUCUAAUGGCGGUCGCCGGCGCCGCCUUGAAAGCCAACAUCACGGCGCUCGGACCGCUCGUCCUCCCCGCCGGCGAGCAGUUCCGGUUCUUAUUAACCCUAAUUGCACGGAAAUUGGUAAAUCCCCAAAUUAAACCCUACGUACCUGAUUUCAAGCUCGCCUUCCACCAUUUCUGUAUCCACGCCGGCGGAAGAGCAGUAAUCGACGAGGUGGAGAGGAAUCUCCGGCUGGAUCCAAUCGACGUCGAAGCUUCGCGCAUGACGCUUCACCGAUUCGGAAACACUUCGUCUAGCUCGAUUUGGUACGAGCUCGCGUACAUUGAGGCGAAAGGGAGAAUGAAGAAGGGGCAACGAGUGUGGCAGAUCGCGUUCGGGAGCGGAUUCAAGUGCAACAGCGCCGUGUGGGAGGCGCUGCGCAAUGUCCGGCCGCCGCCGCCGGCGGUGGCGGUGGCGGGGAGCCCCUGGCUGGAUUGCAUUGACAGGUAUCCGGUAGAGAUAGUUUCCUAA